Sorghum bicolor (sorghum) is the source of this 475-nucleotide messenger RNA. RefSeq lists its product as uncharacterized. NCBI's taxonomy places the organism in Eukaryota, Viridiplantae, Streptophyta, Magnoliopsida, Poales, Poaceae. The record is from RefSeq and is a predicted model, not a curated record. The coding region runs from base 65 to 442 and encodes 125 amino acids. The transcript has a single exon.
UCGAUAGUCAGCUAGCUAGCUGCUAGUGGUAGCUAGUACAAUCACAUUUUGAGGUGCAAGUGCAAUGUGCACCAGCAGCUUGAAGCUGUGGAGGGCGAUGGUGAGGGUGCACUCGGCGUCGUCGCAGGGGCUGGGCCUCGGCGCGGCCGGGCCCGUCGCUCCACCACCUGAUCAUCACCAGCCAGCGGCAGCGGCAGCGGCGGCGGUACGGCCACGGCCACGGCGGGUGCACGGGCAGCCGGAGGUGUUCACCAUCUGGAUGAAGUCGCUGGUUCUCAACGGCAGCGGCUGCACCGUCUACGACUCCGCCGGGAGCAUCGUCUACCGCGUCGACAACUACGGCGCCCGCCGCGCCGCCGACGUCUGCCUCAUGGACGUCGCCGGCAACGUCGUCCUACAGAUACUCAAGAAGAAGGUGACCAAACUUAUAUUUAUUAAUUAGAUAGCUAGAGAGCUCUUCAAAGAACGUAAUAAA